Budorcas taxicolor (takin) is the source of this 1104-nucleotide messenger RNA. Its product is annotated as intercellular adhesion molecule 1-like. NCBI's taxonomy places the organism in Eukaryota, Metazoa, Chordata, Mammalia, Artiodactyla, Bovidae. Gene Ontology annotation, molecular function: integrin binding. The record is from RefSeq and is a predicted model, not a curated record. Gene Ontology annotation, biological process: cell-cell adhesion. Gene Ontology annotation, cellular component: membrane.
AUGGCUCCUGGCGCCGCCGGUGCCGCGCGGCUUGCGCUCCUGGCCCUGCUCUGGACUCUGCUGCCUGACCCCUCCCCCCCGCUUUUGAUUCCGGGGCCUGGAGGUGCCGGAACAUCAAUACAUCCUUCAAAAGCCAUCAUACCAGGAGGCUCUCUGAGGGUGCACUGCAGAAUCUCCUGUGACCAAAAGGCAAUUUUGAGCCUAGAGACUAAAUCAACCAAGAAGAUAGUGGACCGCAGGAACAGCUGGAAGGUUUUUGAACUGAGUGAUGUGCAAGAAGAUGACACGCGCAUCUCAAUGUGUCACGGUGAAGUGACGAUGGCUUCGAUGGACCUCACCAUACACUGGUUCCCGGAGCGCGUGGAGCUGGCUCCCCUGCCCCUCUGGCAGCCUGUGGGUGAAGAACUCAACCUGAGCUGCCAGGUGUCUGGCGGGGGCCCCCGGCACCACCUCUCCAUGGUGCUGCUCCAAGGGGAGGAGGAGCUGGACCGGCAGCCCGUGGGAAAGGAGGAGCCUGCCGAGGUCACGUUCAUGGUGCAGCCAAGAAGAGAGGACCAUGGCACCAGUUUCUCUUGCCGCUGGGAAAUGGACUUGCGGUCACAAGGGCUGGAACUCUUCCAGAACACCUCAGCCCCUAGGAAGCUCCAGACCUAUGUCAUGCCAUCGACCGACCCGCACCUUGAGGCCCCCCUGGUUGUGGAAGUAGGCUCACGGUGGCCGGUGAAGUGCACGCUGGAUGGACUGUUCCCAGCCUGGGACGCUGAGGUCUAUGUGCAGCUGGGGGACAAGAGGCUGGAAACCAUCAUCAUGUACCAUGAUUACUCCGUCUUGGCUGAGGCCUGGAUCGAGGGAAACGAGGAGGAAGAGGGCACCCAUUCCUUGAAGUGUCCAGUGAGUCUGGGGAAUGAGAUCCAAAAGACGCGAGAGAGCGUGAUCAUCAACAGUGGAUUUCUUAUCACUGAGCAACCCGGGAGUCCACACUCUAGGCUGUCAACACUGUUUAAGCCACUGUGGAGCUAGAGAAGGAAGAACCACGGUUUACGGUUUUUAAACAUUGGAAGGACUGAUGCUAAAGCUGAAACUCCAAUACUUUGGCCACCUGAU